AUGGGGGCGCUACCCAGUCGGGAGUCGAACGAGGACCCGUCCUCCGUCUUCUUCGCGAACUGCGACUCGCACAUUGUGUUCCACAUCCCCAUGACGGACCAUUACUUUCCCUCCCCGCACAGUCUCGCCUUCCAUCAGCUCUUCUACGCGCGCAACAACCAAUCGGCCCUGUACUGCUUCGAUAUGAAGGAGGUGUCAUCCGUCAUGCCAGAGGAUGCCGCAGAGGCCUUUCGGGUGGCGCAGGAGGUGGACUGGGGCGCGGAGGUGGACGAGGCAGACCCGAGCCUGCACUACUACGAUGACGAGAUCCACGAGAAAGUGCUCGAGUACGGCAGCGUUGCCUUGCCGCGUUCACCGCGCUUUGGCCAGCACCUCCGCCCCUCUGUUGAAGACAUCGAAGAACUGUACCGUGUGCUCGUGACAGAGCCGAUGGAAGGCACCCUCGUCGACACGGACUCGCAGAUGUGCGCUCUACUCGAGCAGGAGCAGCGCUGGCGGGCCGCAUUACCGCACUUGUCCAAAGGGCAGCAACAAGACAGUAGCAGUAAGAGACGCUGCGAGACAAGCGGCGGCCACGGUGCCGUCGACAACAGUGGCGACGACUCUUCUCAGUCAGCCACAGGCACGAGUGCGAUGCAGCAGCGGGACCAAGAAAGGACGGUGAAGAGGAGUCCAGGCGCCGGCGUGGAGGCAGCUGCAACCCACAGCCCGCUCGUCGCUGAAUCAGCCACAUCCUCGGCGAUGCCACCACCUUCGCCGCCGGCAAAGUUCUUGUAUCCACUUCCCCGGGCGAUAGCCCUGCGCAUGACAACGGAAGAAGAGGAAGAGAUGCGCGCCGAGUAUUGCCGCAAGCAUUUCAUCCCCUACGUCGCCCCAGCGUUCCACGACGUCCGCUCUACCGGCAUCGGCAUCUGCGCCGACGGAUCUUCCUUCCAACAGCAGCGCGUGGCGCCGCUGCCCGUUGUGGAGCGUCGCCACUACCACUUCGAAGAUGACCCACAGUACCGCGACGGCCGCGUCCACCUUGUCGAAGAGCACGGCGUGUUGUACCACUUUGCCUACUUUGCCAAACGACAACCCCAGACGGCCACCGCUGUCGCUACUCCUGACUCUCAAGAAGGAGAAGCAGCGGCAGGAAGCGUGGCGCCGUCUACGGUACUGGCCGCCGGUACGACGCCAAUCUCGCAGACCCCGAUCGUCCGCGGACGGUGUCUGCAUGACAUGGUGUACUCCGAGAAACCGCCAAUGCCGCCUGCGUUCCCGGCGUCGAGCAGCAGGCAUGCCGGGGCGUCGUCCUCGGCGUUCGCGGGUUGUGAGCCGGAGCUUGCGCCGCCCGUGCGCUACGGCUGGUGUGCGCGCUGCGGGGAACAGGCGACGCAGCGGCUGGACUACACUCAUCUGUGCCGGCUAAAGUCUACCCGUGCGCUUCGCCGCGCCGCACGGGGGCGACACACUGACAGUGGCCUCGAUUUGCCUGAGGAGAAAGACGACAUGGACGAGGUGACCUCGAACACAGAGCAGGUUGACGAGGAGGGCGAGGAGGAAUUUAUCAUCAACAUCAUGCCUGUUCGCGUGGUCGGCUUGGAUGGCCUGUUGCCGUCCCGCAGCCGUGGCACACCGUGGCUGCGCGGGUACGAGCAGGAGGACGAGGCGGCCGAGGACGCCUACAUCGAGCAGCUUGAGCCCAAGCCGCCGGUAAUGCGAGUGUGCCGCUUCAUCGAGGGCUCGGUCGGUGACAAGAUUGUCAACCGCGCCGCGCUUGUCACGUUAUUGUCAUAUCGUCCCAUGUGUCGGCAGGCGGGGCUCAGGGAUGCCCUGACGCGGCCUAUCUGGUCGAUGUGUGUGCUGUCAAAUAUCCCGUACCUGCAGAUGGUGCGGGAGACCUUCUUUAGAGCCAAGGCAGCGGUGGCCGAAGUGGACGAUGGCGAUCUGCUGCUGCGCAACUGGCUCGACGUCGUUGACCGGGAGAAUAACUUCUACAACUUCAUCAACGCGAACCUCUACAUGACGCGCAACUUCACCCCACCAGAGCGGACGGUGCGGCAGCGCGAGCAGACAGACGAGGUCACCAGCACAGGCACCGCAAUGAGUCGGAGGACGACUACGGGUACCUGCGGUGGCCGAGAGGGCGGCAGUGUCUGCACCGGCCCUGCAGGCUCCUCGUCGGCGACGUCACCGUUGCUGCUGAAGACGGCCGUGUACUCGGCCGUUGGGGGUAGCAGCAGUCCCCCAGAGAGUCGCUCCGUGCAUUCCGCAACGUCAUUAAACGGUGCAGCGACAGCGAUCUCGCGCCACGGGCAACCCUCCACCGUGUGUGCCGCCGCAGACCUGUCACACCUAAGCACGUCGCCACCGGCGCCUCAGUCGAGUGAUGAAGGAGCAGAGGCAGCGGUGGCAACGCGCGAGUCCGUCGACAGAGCCGGGCUAAUGACAGACGCACCGAGGCAAGGCAUGAGCGACAAGAGAAAGGACAAGCGGGGCCACUUGAAGCUGGUGGAAGGCGACGGCGCUGAGCUGCGCAGUCUCCACCUCACACGAGCUCUCGAGGAGGUCACGAUCGGGCGACCAGAGGGUCACGGCCCGCGCGACCAAGUCGAGGAAGACGAAGACGACGAGGAUGGCACAGACGAAGAGGGCGGGGAGCGGGACGCCAGUGAGGACGUCGGUGAGAACAACGCGGCUGCCAAGAUUGCCGCAGAUCGAGAGAAGAGCAAGAAGCUGCAGCACAGGAACCUGGAGGUGUCCUCCUCCUUCUGUUCAGCCUCGUCGUCCCCACCGGCGCCAUCCACAGCCCAAAAUGCCGCGUCUGCAACCGCCUCAUUGACUUCGGCUCGCGCAGGGGAUACGAGCAAGACAAGAGGCGAGGCCUGGUGCAGUCCUGUAGCGGCGAGCGUGAUGGGCGGACCGUCUGCUACGGUCGACAAUCACUACAGUGGUCAUCAGCACUGCAGUGGUGGUAGCGACGAUGGCGGGGAGUCAUCUGGCGAGUCCUCUGCCACCUUCUCAAACGCCGCGCCGGGGCGUGUCACCAGCGGGCAGGGCAACGAUAAGGAAGCCGAAGCGAUGGGACCCUCCGUAGAUAGCGACGACGACGAUCCAGACGUGCGCAUGGAAGAAGAGGAGAACCGCCGCGCACACGCUGCUGUCGCUGAUACCGCCGUGGCAAGUGGUUCCUUGCUCAAGAAGGCAACAGCAGCAGCAGCACAAGCAGUGGAGGCGAGUAGUGCAGGGAAACAGCAGGAGGUGCAGCAGCAGCUUCACCGACCAGAGGUGCCGCCGCGGCCAAACUUUCAACUCUUUUCCUCUCGACUUGAGCCGCAUGCGCCGCUGUCGCUCUGCACGCUCUUCGACUACGACGCUAGCGCUGACCAGGUAGCGAAGAGGACAGUCACACAGCUGGCUGCCGCCGUUGCAGCUGGCGUAGCCGCCGACAAGAGCAACUGUGUCGGUAGCCGAGGUGAAGGCGGUGUCGACCAGGCGGCUGCCACGUGUGCUGAUGCGGCAGCCACCACCACCGGAUGGCCCAGCUACGUUCAGCGCGACAUCCUGCGUGAGAACGAGCGUUGGCAGGCGGAGCCCAAAGCCACACGGCGCCCCAGUCAUGCCCUAUACGAGUGCGGCAUGCUGGCCACGACCCGCGGCCGCAACUUUCUCUUUCUCCUACGCGAGGACUGCGUUCGGGCGCUGCUCUACUACUGCUCCGCCGCCGCAGCGCCCAUAUUUAUUGGGGCGUACAUUGAGCCAGUGGACACCACAAGCGUCAGCUACGGUGGUGCAGUGCGGCUACGGCGGCCGAGCACCGUCGACAUACCCCUCGACGAGGGCGGCGACGGGAAGGAUGGCAUCCGUGCCGCCCCAGCGCGCAACUACGACGGCCAGCGGGUAGUCAUUGGGCAGGUGGAGGGAAUGGAGGUGAUGGCGGAGUGCUUCAAGAGCAGUGGUCUCAUCACGUGCUUCAACGUGUCGGACGUGGACAAGGCGGCCCCCGGGCCGAGUGCCGCCCACCGGCUGCGCAAAAUGAUCCUGCCGCAAACCUCAUCAUGCACCUCCAACACGCACCACUACAGCCGCAACGAUGGUCUUGCUGAGGAGGCAGAUUCACUGGCGACUCAGCAAGCACGAGAACUGGCUCAGUACGGUCACGUCUUCACCUACGCCGCGGACGACUUCUGCGAUGGGGACUUGGUCGUCUUCAAUUUCGAAGAGCACCGCUGGGAGCAUUACGAGCACAUGCAGCUGCGCCGACGGUUUGCCGCGAAGGCAACCGCAGCCGCUGCUGCUGCGACGGUAGAGGCAGCGAUGGCAUCCGCGGUGCCAGGGGAAACCGCCGAGCCAACCGCCGCGGGCAACGUAGCUGUAGCUGCUGACGGCAGCCUGAGCUGCGCCAACGCCGUCGUGGACCCCUCCAUGUCCGCCAGACUCCUGUGCGUCGGACUGGACGAGCUGGUGCUGAGCUGGACCAAGUGGAUCGUCGACAACCGCUUCUACGAAGACCGCACCGACCUGGGUUGGCUGAGCCUGCCAGACGGCAGUCCUAUCCAACUCGGCGGCCGCUACUUUCUCUGGAGCUUCCGUCACAAUCAUCAGCGCUAUUUCUAUGGCGUCAUCCCGAAGUUUGCGAAGGGGCGGCUGCGACGACAGAAGCUCAUGGAACGCAACCGUAACAAGAGAAAGAAGGCCGAGGCGCCGCGUCAGCAAGCGCAGCCACUGGUGGCGACGUCGACGACGUCCUCGGCGCGUGCGCGGCAGUCGAGUGACGUGUGUGUGGCAAGUUCGGCACUAUCGUCUCCGGUGCUCGCCAUUGCUGCUGCUGCUGCUGCUACCCCCUCGCCUGUCCGAUCCAGUUGCAAAACUGCGUGGCCGACAAGCGACACGCCUGUAGCGCAGUCAGAAGGAGCACUGCGGCGGGGCAGCGAUGGCACCGGCAGCGGCAAUCUGCAUGCGGAUCCGUAUCCUGGUGGACAAGCCUCCUCGCCUCCCCAGCAUCCUGACCUAGCCGUGAAGCCAUCUUCGCGCACGAUUACAACGCAGAAACAUCCUCAGACGCAGCCGCCGGCUGCCGCGACAUUGGAGCCUAUGUUACCGAUCCACUGCGCGAGUUCGCUCUAUACAGACAGCGUCUCGUGCUCAGUGCCAGACGCGAACACCGCUCCUCCUGCACACAACGCCCGUCGUGGCAGAGACACUGGCACUAAUGCCGCCGCCGGCCGCAGCGAUUCAUGUGGCCGCAGCCCGACAGCAUCGCUCACCACUGGCGCCUUUGCCUACAGCAGAUCCUCGCCGCAGCAGCAGUCAAUGCUGCUGCGGGCCAACACGAAGGCAACAACCGGAAGUCAGACACAGCAGGGCCACUUCGCAAGCUCCCGCAGCCCUGCCGGCUGCUUCUUGGUGUGCGACAGCAAUGUGGCCCAGCCGACCCUCUACUCCACGAACGUGACUGAAUUGCUGGCAACCCCAGUUCAUCGUGCACCUUUCCUGAACCCACCACUCCAGCAGUCGGCCAGCGACAAAUGCAACCAUAUCAGCACACCCAGCAGCUCCGGUGCGUGCAACUCUGGACAGCAGAGUGCCUUCGGUGGUGGUCGGUACUACUACUACCAGUGCGGCGGAAACACAUUCAUACAGGGCGGAAAGCGGCACGAGAACGAGUACUACCCGCCGCUGCCCACGAGCACCCCGUUCCACCCUGUCACAGCCAUCACGAAGCUUGUGCCACUGCCUCAUCCACAGAGAGAGCGCGGCGGUAUUCCAGCCAUCUUCCGCUUCUGGGGCCCCAUCGGGUCUCCACCGCCCCGCACACCAGUCACUGCAUCUUUACCAUCAAACGCAGGCGGGGUGGGGGACGCGGUGGCCACAGCCCCGUGGGCUGCCAUACCGAUCUCGCAAAUCCCACAGAUGAUACGCCCACUGUCACCGCGGCACGCCGUUAUGGGCUCGCGCGCCGCCAGCAGCUCCAUUGCUUGUCCGACCACUACACCAGCCAUUGUCCCCACCACCACGGCGGCGGCCGCCGGCUCACCCACUGGAAACUUGACGCUUCACGUCCGCCGGCGCAUCACCUCUGGAAGCACGUCGGUAACGACAGCUAUCAACGUGGGCAGCGGCGCUUCGGUAGCAUCGCUGCAACCACCUUCGCACUGUGCCUCCUCGCUUGGCCCCUCACUGACGACGCUGACAGCGACGGAGACUAACAUGAAGUCGAGCAGACCCUUCACGCUUAGCCCUUUAGCCCCACCGAACUUUCCUGGCACGUUGUUGUUCGCCCAAUCCGCACCGACGCCGCUUCUAGAUGAAGCCAGCAGCCCUCGGCGUCUCUCGCCGACCAGCAUGCUCCCUACUAACCUCAUUAACGAAGGGUCGAAGACGAAGGGCGAGUCAGUGCUGCGGGUAGACGAGGACACGUACAUGCAGCGGAAGGCAUUCCGGUGGAACCCGUAUGCGAGCACCAAGUGGAGGCAGAACAACAGCAGCGCUGGCAGCGGUACCACUUGUACCUACGGUAGUGCUCCUACAGGGGGCCGAAGCGGAAGCCGGUAG
Messenger RNA from Leishmania braziliensis MHOM/BR/75/M2904, 6537 nucleotides. RefSeq lists its product as hypothetical. Bases 1 to 6537 code for a protein of 2178 amino acids. The transcript has a single exon. NCBI's taxonomy places the organism in Eukaryota, Euglenozoa, Kinetoplastea, Trypanosomatida, Trypanosomatidae. The record is from RefSeq and is a predicted model, not a curated record.